Molecule: messenger RNA, 4367 nt
Organism: Epinephelus fuscoguttatus (brown-marbled grouper)
Lineage: Eukaryota; Metazoa; Chordata; Actinopteri; Perciformes; Serranidae
Product: suppressor of tumorigenicity 14 protein-like
Exons: 19
Coding region: 381-2927 (848 amino acids)
Biological process (GO): acrosome reaction; proteolysis
Molecular function (GO): protein binding; serine-type endopeptidase activity
Source: RefSeq, a predicted model, not a curated record
CUGCCGUGACUCAUCUCCGUCAUUGUUCUCUCUCUGGUUUCUGUCAGUCCAGUUUCCUCGUUCUUGUCGCCAAAUCUUUGUUUGUGUUUCAGAACCGAGCCGCUGUUGCUGUUCGGUUCUUCUUCCGGUCUGAACCCGGUAAUACCGACCCGGUACCGGAACCGACACCCGGAGCUACAAACUAACUUUAAACGUUUUCUUGUUUUGAGUCGCUCGGUGUGUGAGCCUCUGUACCUGAGGACAGAUUCACCUGUCGCCGCUCACCUGUUGUCACCAUGCCAGGCUGAUGGCGCAGAGCGCGAGACUCAGAGACGACAGGAAGCUCCGGUAAAGACGGAUUAACGUACAGAGAAAGGGACGACCCGGGACUUUAUAGUGACAUGGAUUCACUGGACUCAGGACAGAAGUUCUGUCCCCGACAGGACCAUGAGUGGGACACCACCCUUCAGUUCCUGCCGGCCUCGGAUGCGAAGCAGCUGGAGAAGACGCCUGGCUGCAGGAGGAAGCUGUGGAUGGGAGUGGGUCUGGUGGUGGCGGCGGCUGCUGUGGCUCUGCUCUGCGGACUGCUCGUCUGGCACUUUCACUUACGCCGUGAUGUCAGAAUGAAGAAACUUUACAUCGGCUCCAUGGAGAUCAACAACCAGCACUUUGAGCCGGACUAUGAAGAUUCCAGCAGUUCCAAGUUUAAACAGCUGGCCUCUCUGGUCAACAGACAGCUGAAACUGAUUUACUCCAAAAACUCUGUGCUGACCAAAUACUUCAAAGGCUCCACGGUUCAGGCCUUCAGUGAGGGAGACGCUGGCGGCGACAGCAUCGUGGCGUAUUACCAGUCAGAGUUUGACGUCCACGUCCUCCAGCAGGACUCGCUGGACGAAGCCAUCAAGUCUCUGGAGCCGUCGGCAGGAAGUCAGUCGGGCCGACACGGACGCCUGCUGCUGAAACCCACCGACGCUCUCAACGUCAACAACGUCGUCUCACAAGCUAUCGACCCGCGCAUGACGAGGAGCUCUUUGUUUGUGAAAAAGUCCUUCAACGUCCACGUCAGUAAACCAGGAUUCGUCCAGUCUCCGGGGUUUCCGGACUCUUCGUACCCUCCCAACGUCUACCUGCAGUGGAGGCUGAGGGCCGACCCCGGCCACCGAGUCCGCCUGGACUUCCACACUCUGAUCCUGGAGGACGACUGUCAGCAAGACUUCAUCAAAAUCUACGACUCCCUGGCUCCGAUCGAGCAGCGCGUCCUGACAGAACAGUGUGGAUACCCUCAUGAGUCUCUGUCCUUCCUGUCCUCUGGAAACGUCCUGUUGUUGACUCUGCUCACCAGCGGGGACAAGAACUUCCCCGGCUUCAGAGCCAACUACUCCCAGAUCCCUCAGGCUCAGCUAAAGUGUGGAGGGACACUGACCGGAGACAGAGGCUCCUUCUCUUCACCUUUCUUCCCCUCCAACUAUUCUCCGAAAACCUCGUGUGUGUGGACCAUCGAGGCGUCAAAGGAAAAGUUUGUGAAGGUUCAGUUCAACAAGUUCUUCGUGGGAAACUACAGCAGCCAGUGUCACACUGAUUACGUUGACAUCAACGGUCAAAGACUGUGUGGCAGUAAACCAAAGAGCACCGUGAUCACCAGCCGCAGCAACAAGAUGACCAUCAAAUUUAACUCGGACUCGUCCUACGUUGACCAGGGCUUCACCGCCGAGUACGAAGCCUUCGUCCCGACGAAUCCUUGUCCCGGAAGGUUCCAGUGCACCAACAACCUCUGCAUCAACAACACGCUGCAGUGUGACGGCUGGAACGACUGCGGAGACGGCAGCGAUGAGGAUAACUGCAAGUGCGAUGCGUCUCAGAUGAAGUGUAAAAACGGCCGCUGUAAACCAAAGUUCUGGGAGUGUGACGGGUUCGACGACUGUGGAGACAACAGUGAUGAGCAGAACUGUGUAAAAUGUAAAGCAGGAGAGUUUUCCUGCAGAAACAGCCGCUGUAUCCUGGAGAAGCUCAAGUGUGACGGGAAAGACGACUGUUCAGACGGAUCAGACGAGUCUACGUGUGAGAAAUCUCUGGUUCUGCAGAAGUGUUCAGAGUUCACCUUCCUGUGUCGGAGCGGACACUGCAUCAGUAAACUGAACCCAGAGUGUGACGGAGAGCAGGACUGUGAGGACGGCUCUGAUGAGGACGACUGCCAGUGCGGGACGAGGCCGUACCGGAGCUCUCGUAUCGUGGGCGGUCAGGUGUCACGGGAGGGGGAGUGGCCCUGGCAGGUCAGCCUCCAGAUCCGGGGAACGGGUCACGUGUGUGGAGCGUCGGUGCUGAGUAACCGCUGGCUGCUGACCGCCGCCCACUGCGUCCAGGACAGCGGACCAAAGAAGUACUCUCAGGCGGACCAAUGGGAGGCCUUGCUGGGUCUGCACGUGCAGAGUCAGACCAAUGAGUGGACGGUGAGGAGGAACGUGAGGCGGAUCAUCGCUCACAAGGACUACAACGGCUUCACCUACGACAACGACAUCGCUCUGAUGGAGCUGGACGCCAACGUCACCCUCAACCAGAACAUCUGGCCCAUCUGUCUGCCCUCCGCCACCUACGACUUCCCAGCAGGCCGAGAUGCGUGGAUCACCGGCUGGGGCGCCACCAGAGAGGGAGGCCUCGCCGCGACCAUCCUGCAGAAGGCGGAAGUUCGGAUCAUCAACAGCACAGUGUGCAAGACUCUGAUGGAAGAUGAUGUCACUGACAGGAUGCUGUGCGCCGGAAUCCUCAAAGGAGGCGUGGACGCCUGUCAGGGCGACUCCGGCGGCCCGCUGUCCGUCACCGGCCUCAGUGGGCGGGUCUUCCUGGCUGGCGUGGUGAGCUGGGGUGACGGCUGCGCUCGCAGGAACAAACCCGGUGUCUACACCAGAGUCACCAAAUACCGCAGCUGGAUAAAGCAGAACAGCGGAGUGUAGCGGCAGAGCAGAGCAUGGCGGGGAUUUCUCCUGGACGUUUCUGACGGGGACUGUUUUUACUGACGAUCACAGCAGAGUCUGUGAAUCUAUUUAAAGGUUUUAAAGUUUAGAAAUCAUGUUUCUAUGAAAACAUCUUUAUACUUGUGCUCCUCUUCAUCUCACAGGUAAUACUGUACUUUUUAUUCAACUACAUCUAUCUGAUGCCUUCAGGGACUCUGAGAUCUGACGCAUGUCUGUAGAUUAAACCAAAUAACACAGACACGUUACUGCAGCAGUUUUACUGAUACAUUCUGUCUGUUAUUACUUUAACUGCAUUUUACUGAUACGCACAUACUUUCACAUUAAGGUUUUGAAUGCAGGACUUUUACUUGUACUGUAAAUAAUGAUGAUAAAAUAUUCUCAGGGCAAAAAGGAAAAUACUUUAAUAUUCUCAGAUUUUAUGAACAUUCAAGCUUCAAACGUCGACUCAUGAUCUCAGUCUUCUCUCUUAAAUACUAAGUCAUCAGCAGAGUGAAUGAUUUAACGGAUUCAGUUUGUGUUUUUGGUUUGAUGCGCUCAGAACGACAGUUUCUGUGUUAACCACAGUCAGCUCUUCAGCAGUUAGACUCUCUGAACUGGACUGAACGAGUUAAACAGGAUCAACAAGUUAGAACACUGAACUCUGUCACACGCUCUCAGAACGAAAGCUUCACCUCAGGGUUUAACUCCAGGAUGACACGCCGUUGGCCGUUUCCACUGAGCGCUGGUCAUGUGAUUAAAGUCACGGCUGCAGACACUGUGGCUUCAUAACAAACUGAAACCUGAGGAACCACCUUUAGGCUGGAACACAUGCCGCGUUUUCAACCAUCUGGAAAAGGCGAGGUCCGGCACUAGCUGCUGCUGCUGUGCCUCUUCUGUGCCAACUAGUUGCUGGCGACCAUAACCAGCACCAUAUCAUAGCCUACAUACCAGAAACCCUGAGUUCAGAGCUGAUCUUUCUCCAGACGUUGACUGUUAACUGAAUAUUGUCUGUGGGACAUGUGAAGCUCCGUGUAACCCUGCACUAAAAUGAUCAACUGCUUCUCUGUAUGUAUCAGGCCUGGGCUACACUGCCUGUGUGAGCAGCGUGUGACGAUUACCUCGCUGAACUGAUGAAGCUCGCACACUUGUGGUGUUCACAAAAACACAAAGACAGCGUCUCUGCUGCGGUGCUGCUACGAUGAUGUUUACAGACGUUGAAACUGUAGUGACAGGUGGUGUCAUGUCAAUAUGAUCAUUAAAAGAAAAAAUCGGUGACACUCCAGUUCUCUAGACAUAUUGCAGCCACGCUGCACCUGAGCAGCACUGCACAUGCAGGCAGUGUGGCUACACUAAUGUGUUAACAUGGCCGCAAAAAAAAAAGAAACAAAUCCCAAGGAUGUACCUUGACACACACGAGCUGCUCACGCAGGCACUGUGGCC